AUGGCCUGUUUAGAUCUGUGCUUGAAGAAACAUCUCUUUUCUAAUCAAGAGAAACCUGAUACCAAAAUGUUCCUUUGUUCGCAACACGCAAUUCAAGAAUUAUCUUGUGGAAAUAUUUGUAUUUCGACCGUUGACAGUAACAGUGACGUUGGUGUUCUUGCGACUUAUUAUAAUGAUGUGUUGCCGAGCAAUUUAUUUCUUCAAAUUGGAUCAAAAGGCAACAAAAGAAUCCUGGAUGUUUCAAAGAUGCACGAAAGUAUCGGAAAAGAUAUGUCGGAUGCCCUUCCCGCAUUACACGCAUUGAGUGGCCGUGAUUACACCAGUGCUUUUUUUGGCAUAGGAAAACAGAAGAUGUACAAAGUUGUCAAGAAGUCUGAUCAUUUUAAGGAUGUUCUGGCAAGUAUGGGAAGGAGUGUUAAUUUUGAAAUGGAUGUUUUCUCCGUAAUUCAGAAGAUAAUUUCCGAAUGUUAUGGCGUGAAAAACUGUCAAAGUAUUAACGAUGCGCGAUAUAAGAAGUUUUGUGCACAGCAAAAGUCCCAGAGCCGCGACAACUCCCACCUACAGAAGACGAAUUACUUCUCCAUUGUCUACGCGUACGAGCCAAUUAUGUAA
Molecule: messenger RNA, 612 nt
Organism: Paramuricea clavata
Lineage: Eukaryota; Metazoa; Cnidaria; Anthozoa; Malacalcyonacea; Plexauridae
Source: the annotation of a GenBank genome assembly